Molecule: messenger RNA, 378 nt
Organism: Gongylonema pulchrum
Lineage: Eukaryota; Metazoa; Nematoda; Chromadorea; Rhabditida; Gongylonematidae
Source: the annotation of a GenBank genome assembly
AUGUUUCAGGAAGAUUUAGUAGCAAAGGAAAUGUAUACCCCCGUCUUCGAUUUGCGGAAACUGAAAUAUGGGCACACUAUUAUUGGGCCGGCAAUCAUAAUUGAUGCCAACAGCACCAUUGUGAUCGAGCCGUUUUGUAAAGCAACAGUCACUUGUGAAGGCAAUAUUGAAAUUUCGGUCGAAAGCGCAAAACGAAUUGAAAUAGGGGUGGACGUCGACCCAAUACAACUUUCCAUCUUCAGCCAUCGUUUCAUGUCUAUCGCCGAGCAGAUGGGUCGAAUUCUUCAGCGAACGGCAAUUUCAACAAAUAUUAAGGAACGUUUAGAUUUUUCAUGUGCGCUUUUUGGUCCGGAUGGCGGCCUUGUUGCCAAUGCACCA